This is a messenger RNA of Cynoglossus semilaevis (tongue sole), 8646 nucleotides long. RefSeq names its product chromodomain helicase DNA binding protein 8 (gene chd8). NCBI's taxonomy places the organism in Eukaryota, Metazoa, Chordata, Actinopteri, Pleuronectiformes, Cynoglossidae. The record is from RefSeq and is a predicted model, not a curated record. Gene Ontology annotation, molecular function: protein binding; ATP binding. The coding region runs from base 868 to 8646 and encodes 2592 amino acids. Gene Ontology annotation, biological process: chromatin remodeling. The transcript has 39 exons.
AUUCAUGUUUGUAUAGUUUAGACAAUUUUCAAAAUAAAUGCCAAUAUUUUUCUAGGCCAGUGUCUUUCUGCAGGCGACCGCUAGAGGGCACUAAUGACUUAAUUACAAUUACUCAUGAGAACGAUCUUAACAACAUAAUAGAAAUGCAGUUAAUCUGUCAAAAUAUGACAAUCAACAAAAUAAAUAUAUUUUUUCGACAUAACUGUACAUUUCUAAAAUGUAUUACAUUAGUAUGACAUGAUGUUUCCAUUCAUUUAUAGGUGUGGAAUGGUUCUUGUGCUGUGACCAGUGUAUUUAAAAAAAACACUAGAGAGAAAAAAAUGACGGUAUGCCACGAACGGACAGGCUCGUUGUGUUUCAGCACAUUAUAAAGUCGUUGAUAUGACAGAGACACGGUGUGUUUUCCUCUUGUCUGCUUGAAAAUGUCUCCUCAGUCUAACACGAGCAUCAGCGGCAGUAAAACGGCGGCAUUGACGAUCUCUCCGUCAAACGAGCCCAACUAGGCCGCAUUUACUGUCAUCUCAACCGAACGGUGGCUUUAGUUCCGCCUACCGAGGCCGUACUAAGGACGGAUGGCUCUUCCAGCGAAUAGGAUUUGGGUAUGCUGCCGGUCCAGAAUAAAAUUCACCAAUUAGCGUGGAGCAACCGCGUAGGGGCACACUUUCUGCGCUCUCUCUGGCAGGAAAGUUAGUUCCUGCUCUUGCCUGGCCGUUUCCUGUAACCGUACAGUGUUGUGAGACGGAGAAAGCCAUGUGUGUCGAUGCAAAGUUGAGUAUUUAACGUCAAGAAAAAGUUGUGGGUUACGAUUAGCUUCCAUCUCGGAGUUUUUUACACAUUGUGCCCGUCUCCCUGUGUGGAGUGGGCAAGAUGGCAGACCCCAUCAUGGACCUCUUUGAGGACACACCUCUGUUUAACCUGGAUGCCCUACCGGACGACUCCUUCUCACAGGGCUCUACAGACCCCGUGGAGGAGGCUCUGAAGUUGGCAUUGGGUCAGGUGGACCCACCGACCGAGCCGGAACCCACCGUUGAACUCGCAGAUAAUUCUGCCCUCAGUGUUCCUGUAGCAGCCCCUUCUAUCCCCGACCCUGCUCCUGUUCAAGUCCAUGUACAACAGUCGAUACCCAUGGCAACGGCUCAGACUGUUUCCAUGGCUGAAGCUUCCACUGUGGCUCCAACUCUUGCGCCUUCUGAUGCUUUACCUCAAAUUCAGGCCCAGAACAACAUUUCUAUUGCCAGCAACACCAGCGGGGUGUCCUGUAGCACCGUCCUGUUGAGCUCCCCUCUGGCCGUUUCCUCCUCCCCAGCUACAACAACUGCCACAACAUCACAGCUUGCACAGAUAACCCACCAGCUCACUCCUCAGCAGUUAGCUGCCAUUGCGCAGCAGGCUGGUGGUAAAAUUGUUAUUCUCAAGGGACCGCAGGGUCAGGCCCAAGUUCUCCAGACUGUAUCUGGGGCCACGAGCCAGACAACUGGAAAGGUGAUCCGUGUCUUGUCAGGCACUCCUCUCAAACCCGGCAUGUCCAUACUGCAGGGUGGGACAGUAUUGAGUCAGGCAAGUCCUGGACAAGCUCAAGUCAAAGUGGGUACGGGGGUGCAGAGGUUGCUGCAGUCUCCGAACGGACCAGUGAAACAGUUACUGCUCACUUCCAUGCCGCAGCAGACACAGGGCCAGCAGGUUCAGGUGCAGAUCCCAACUCAAGCGCAGGUGGCUCAAGGCCAGACUCAAGUCCAAGUUCAGCCACAGGCCCAGAUCCAGGUACAGGGCCAAGCUGCACAAAUCCAUGUUCAGCCUCAAGGCCAGACAGCUCAGAUCCAGGUCCAGACCCAGAGUCAGGUGCAGCUACAGCCAGCCAUGCAGGCCCACACACAAGGUGGUGAACCAAAACGAAUCACGCUGGUGCUCCAGCAGCCUUCUCAGACAGGUUCUGUUGCAACUGUGGGUCAGACCAUCACAACACAGCAAUCAGUCACACAGGUCCAAACAGCCCAAGGAGGGCAGCCGCAGACACCAACCAGACUGGUGUUGGGUCAACUCCCCGGAGGUAAACUGGUGUUGCAGGGAAGCCAGAUUGCUGCCCUGGCCCAGGCCAGAGCCGGUCAGGCUGGAGGGCAACCCAAAGUUCUCACAAUUCAACUACAAGUGCAGCAGCAGCCAAACCAGCAAGGAGGGGUUAAAUACCAGCUGGUUUCAGGAGCUGGAAAUGCUGGAAGUCCACAGGUGCUCCAGAUCUCUCAGGGUCAGCCAGGACAAAGAGUUGCAGUGCCCCUCAAGAUGCUCCUGCAGCCACAGACAAGUUCAGCAUCUUCAGCUGGUGGCACAGUCUCCGUGGUGAAGGUCAUCAACUCAUCCCCCGCAGGCCCCUCUACCACAACCACCAGCACCUGCCCAACACAGACCAUCCGCAUUGCCAAGGCCCCUGGUGAACCGGCCUCCGUAAGACGAGUGGAGAUCCUGUGUAAACAGGAGAAGGCCAACCGGAUUGUGGCCGAGGCGAUAGCCCGGGCCAAGGCGCGCGGCGAGAAGAACCUUCCCCGAGUCCUGAACCAGGACGAGCUUCCAUCCAGUCAGACGUCUCCUGAGAUGGGAGGCACCAUAACGCUGGUGUCUGCAUCCAAGAAAAAGAGCAGCGGAGGUGGAAGCAAGAAAAAAACUCCAGUGUCCGGAGGAGCCAUGGCCAAAGUAGUGUGUGGAGGUGACAAGAAGGGCAAAGUGAAGUCACCAGGAGGAACACCCGGAGUGGCCACAGGCAUCGUGACACCGGGCUGUGCCAGCAAGAGCAAAAGCAAAACCAAGACAAACACUAUCACUCUGGUGGGUGCAAAGAAGAGGAAGAGAAAUGGUUCUUCUGACCAUUCUGACGGAGAGUUGAGUCCAGCCUCACCUACUGCACUGGAAGAUGACAUGAUUAUGAAGCGGCGCUCCAAUCGUGUGGUAAAGAGGAAGAAGUACACAGAAGACCUGGACAUCAAGAUCACAGAUGACGAGGACGAGCAGGAGGACGUGGACGUGACCACGACAGCGGCAGCCGUCGCCUCCAUUAGUUGUAACAGCGCCACACAGCUCAAACAGGAAAUGGAGCUGGAUGCCGAUGGACUACCCAGCAUGCAGUUCUUUGUUGAAAAUCCUAGUGAAGAAGAUGCAGCCAUUGUGGACAAAGUUUUGUCCAUGAGAUUAACCAAAAAAGAAGUGUCUCAAGGCCAGUACACUAAUGUUGAAGAGUUCUUUGUGAAAUACAAGAACUAUUCCUACUUGCACUGUGAGUGGGCCAGUUUGGAUCAGCUGGAGAAAGACAAGAGGAUCCACCAGAAGAUUAAAAGGUUCAAGACGAAGCAUGCACAGAUGAGACACAUUUUCCAGGAGGAGGAGGAGCCUUUCAAUCCUGACUAUGUGGAAGUGGACAGGAUCUUAGACGAGUCCCAUAGUGUGGACAAGGACAACGGCGAACCUGUUAUUUACUAUUUGGUGAAGUGGUGCUCACUGCCCUAUGAAGAUGCCACAUGGGAGCUGAAGGAGGACGUGGACGAGGGCAAAGUUGAAGAAUUCAGUAAAAUCCAAAACCGACAACCACGUGUGAAGAGAGCGCCUCGGCCUCCAGCAGCUUCAUGGAAGAAGCUGGAAGAAACCAGAGAAUACAAAAAUGGGAACAUACUGAGAGAAUAUCAGCUGGAAGGAGUCAACUGGCUGCUCUUCAACUGGUACAACAGGCAGAACUGCAUCCUGGCAGAUGAGAUGGGUCUGGGCAAGACCAUCCAGUCCAUCGCACUGCUAUCAGAGAUUCACGGUGCUGGAAUCCAAGGCCCCUUCCUGGUUAUUGCCCCUCUCUCCACCAUCACCAACUGGGAGAGAGAGUUCUCCACUUGGACCAACAUGAACGCCAUCGUCUACCAUGGCAGCCUGGCCAGCCGACAGAUGAUACAGCAGUACGAGAUGUACUGCAAGGAUGACAAGGACCAUUUGAUCCCCGGUGCCUACAAGUUUGACGCCCUGAUCACAACCUUUGAGAUGGUGCUGUCCGACUGCCCCGAGCUGAGGGAAAUCUCCUGGCGCUGCGUCAUCAUUGACGAGGCUCACCGCCUUAAAAAUCGCAACUGCAAGUUGUUGGACAGCUUGAAGAUGUUGGACCUGGAGCACAAAGUGUUGUUGACCGGCACUCCACUCCAGAACACCGUGGAGGAACUUUUCAGUCUGCUUCAUUUCCUGGAGCCAGCUCAGUUCCCGUCAGAGACGGAGUUCCUCAGAGACUUUGGUGACCUCAAAACAGAGGAGCAGGUUCAAAAACUACAGGCCAUCUUGAAACCUAUGAUGUUGAGAAGACUGAAGGAGGAUGUGGAGAAGAACUUGGCUCCUAAACAGGAAACCAUCAUUGAGGUUGAGCUGACGGAUGUCCAGAAGAAGUACUACAGAGCUAUCCUGGAGCGUAACUUCAGUUUCCUCAGUUUGGGAGCAAACAGUAACAGCAACGUCCCUAAUCUUCUCAACACUAUGAUGGAGCUGCGAAAGUGCUGCAACCACCCCUACCUCAUCACAGGCGCCGAGGAGAAGAUCGUUGCCGAGCUGCGGCAGGUCUAUGACCCAAUGGCCUCCGACUUCCAUUUGCAGGCACUCAUUCGCUCAGCUGGCAAGCUAGUGCUACUGGACAAGCUGCUGCCUCGCCUGAAGGCCGGUGGCCACAAAGUGCUGAUCUUCUCACAGAUGGUGCGCUGCUUAGACAUUCUGGAGGACUACCUCAUCAACAAAAGAUACCUUUAUGAGCGAAUAGAUGGCAGAGUGCGUGGAAACUUGCGUCAGGCUGCCAUUGAUCGCUUCAGCAAACCUGACUCAGACCGCUUUGUCUUUCUGCUGUGCACCCGGGCCGGUGGCCUGGGUAUUAACCUCACUGCUGCCGACACCUGUGUUAUAUUUGACUCUGACUGGAACCCCCAAAAUGACCUGCAGGCUCAAGCCAGGUGUCAUCGUAUUGGUCAGUCCAAGGCCGUGAAGGUCUACCGUCUGAUAACCAGAAACUCGUACGAGAGAGAGAUGUUGGAUAAAGCAAGUCUGAAGCUUGGACUGGACCGUGCCGUCCUACAGACGAUGAGUGGCAACAAGGACAGCAGUGUCAACGGGAUCCAGCAGUUCUCCAAGAAGGAGAUUGAGGACCUCCUGAGGAAAGGAGCGUACGCUGCCAUUAUGGAUGAGAAUGAUGAAGGCAGUCGCUUCUGCGAGGAGGACAUUGACCAGAUCCUUCAGCGGAGAGCCACCACUAUCACCAUUGAGAGCGAAGGCAAAGGCUCCACCUUCUCCAAGGCUAGCUUUGUAGCUUCAGAGAACCGCAAUGACAUCGCCCUGGACGACCCCGAGUUCUGGCAGAAGUGGGCGAAGAAGGCCGACAUCGACAUGGACUCUAUCAACAGAAAGAACACCCUCGUGAUCGACACCCCCAGAAUACGAAAGCAGACUCGUCAGUUUUCCAGUUUACGGGGCGAAGGUGGAGAUCUGUCUGAUUUGGACAGCGACGAGGAGUAUCCACCUGCGAAUUCCAGACAGUCCCGUGCCUCCAGACGAGCCGAACGCCACAGUGGAGGAGGAUAUGGACGCACUGACUGUUUCCGUGUUGAGAAACACCUGCUGGUCUACGGCUGGGGUCGCUGGAGGGACAUCCUUUCUCACGCCAGGUGCAAACGGCGUCUGAGCGAACGUGACGUGGAGACGAUCUGUCGUGUAAUUCUGGUCUUUUGUCUGCUUCACUACCGUGGCGACGAAAACAUCAAGAGCUUCAUCUGGGAGCUCAUCACUCCUCCAGAGAACGGGUGUGAGCCCACCACACUGCUCAACCACUCUGGUCUGUCUAUUCCUGUCCCGAGAGGCAGGAAGGGCAAACGGGUAAAAGCUCAGAGCACCUUUGACGUUCAGAAAGUGGAGUGGAUCAGGAAGUAUAACCCUGACACCCUACUGCUGGACGAGAGCUACCGCAAACACCUCAAACACCAGUGCAACAAGGUGUUGCUCAGAGUGCGUAUGCUGUACUACCUGAAGCAGGAAGUUAUUGGAGAACACGCCGACGCCGUCCUGAAGGGAGCCGACAUCAGGGACGUUGACAUCUGGAUGCCCGAGAUGGAGCAGCAGGAGGUUCCAGCAGGAUGGUGGGAUACUGAGGCCGACCGCUCGCUGCUCGCCGGUGUUUUCAAACACGGUUAUGAAAUGUACACCACCAUGCGUGCCGAUCCCUGCCUUUGCUUUGUGGAGAGAGUUGGUCGCCCUGACGACAAGGCCAUUGAUGCUGAGCAGCACACUGGUGACACAGAGCUGGGAGAGGAUGCCGACUACGAUAAAUACUCAGAGGAUCCAGAGUUCAAACCGGCCUCGAGGCACAAAGAUCUUUUUGAGGAGCCUGACUCCAUGAACAUGGACGAGGAGGUUUCUGUGGAGGACAAGGCCGCUCCACUGGUCACAGAGAGCUUUUUGAGUCAGAGCAGUGCAGGCAGCUGGCCCUCCAGCUCGUCCCUCACAGCACGGCUACGUCGUCUGAUCACGGCUUACCAACGCAGCUACAGACAGGAGCAGCUGAAAAUUGAGGCUGAGGCCAAGGGUGACCGCCGACGGAGGAGGUGUGAACAGGCCAGUAAACUGAAGGAGAUCGCACGGCAGGAGCGUCAGCAGAGAUGGACACGAAGGGAAGAGUGCGACUUCUAUCGCGUGGUGUCAACCUUCGGCGUGGAGAAGAUGAAAAAGGAACCAAGUCUUCCUGAAGUCACAGAUGAGUACAACUGGACACGGUUCCGCACCUUUGCUCGUCUGGAUAAAAAAACUGACGAGAGCCUCAGUCGAUACUUCCGUGCUUUUGUCUCGAUGUGCCGGAGGGUGUGUCACCUCCCCCCAGGCCGAGAAGAUUCCUUGGAGCCCCCACAGACAGUGGGCCCCAUCACUGAGGAGCGCGCCUCCCGUACACUCUACCGUAUCAGCCUCCUGCGUCGCCUCCGUGAGCGGGUCCUGCCUCACCCUGCCCUGGAGGAGCGCCUGGCCCUGGCCCCGCCCAGCUCGGAGUUGCCCAGCUGGUGGAUUUUGCCAGACCACGAUCAUCAGCUGAUGUUGGCGGCAAACCUGCACGGCGUCAGCCGCACCGAGCAGUCCAUCUUCGCAGACCCGCAGUUCACCUUCAACCAAGCUCGGGAAGAGUUUAUCCAGAACCAGCAGGCCCCGCCGCCGCCUCCACCCCAGCCGCUGCCCAUCAUACCCCUCAUGCAGCCCAAGACGGAGGAAGAAAUGUGCGAGGUGAAGGAGGAAGGAGCCGACGAUGACGCUCAUUUGCUCAGCACUGAACUCUGUGCCGACCUUCAGAGCACGCCUUUAACCCAUCACGAUGGGAAAAUACACGGACAGGCAUGGAGCUUUAAAAAGAGCAAAGGAAGAGGGGGGAGGAAAGGUGGAGAGGAAGGAUCCGAUUCAGAUUCUGACUCUGACUCGGGCUCGUCAUCGUCGGACCAGUCGGGGAGCAGCGACGACAGUGGGGACAGUGACGAGGAGGGUGAAAAGAGAAAGGUGUGUGACGCAGAUGAAGACAACAGUUUACUAUCCAUCACUCCGUCUCAGGACGGUAUUCCACCUCCUGAUCCUCUCAGACUUGAAUGGCCAAAGGACCGUGUGUUGAUCAACAGACUGGACAACCUGUGUACGUUGGUGCUGACGGGUCAGUGGCCCUCAGGACGGCGGUACGUGUCCGAGGCUCAGCUCAACCCCAGCUCUGAGCUGGUGGGAGACGAUAUGUCCUGCACGAGGCUGAUCCGUAAACCCAGCAGCAUGACCGUAGGUCUGGGGGCUGAAGGAGAAGACGGAGAGUUCACUGUCAAACUGCUGAAGGAGGAGGGGCUAAAGCUGACCUUCUCCAAACAGUCACUGAUGCCUAAUGGAUCAGCAGGAGAGAGCAGCAUACGCAAGAGACGCAAAGAUCAAGAGUUAUCAGAUCCAGAGGGUCUCCUGGAUUCUCUGGAUGGCACGCCUCGACGGAGAGACCCUCCCACAUGGCUGAAGGAGAACCCAGAAUAUGAGGUGGAGGGAGACAUGCUAGAGCUUCUUGUGAACAGAAGCAAAAGGAAGAGGAAGAGGAGGCCAAAAGCCCUAACCGGCAGUGAGAAGGUCAAGCUCAUAAAUAUGAGGACAGGAAAGAAGGUUGGAACAGCGUUCCUUCCUAUGCUGCAAGACCUGAGAGAAUAUCUGGAGGAGAACCCUGACAACGCUGUAGCACCAGAGUGGUCCGAGACAGUUCGGAACUCGGGUUUCCUGCCUGAGACCUACUUCCACCGACUGCUGACUGAACACUCACAGAUCCCUAAGAAAAGCAAGAGGCGUCAUCACCAUCAUCACCAUCACCACCACCACCACCACCGUCACCACCAUCACCUCACUCCAGAGCCUGUUCAUGAAGAGCCCAGCCUGGACGGUGUUGAGGAGGAGACACUGGUAUCGGACGGAGCCUACAUGAUGGACGAGGAGGAGCUGGAGGCCUCCCAUCACUUUCUCACCAGUGCAGACUUUGAUGUGAAAAUUAUGGGCGGUGACGGCAUGUCCCAUGCCGACUAUGACAGUUCGGAUCAGGAGGCGUUACUAGAUGAUGUCAUCAUGACACAGAAGGACUCUGACUCUUCGUCGAGCUCAGAGGAUUGA